UGCUGAUAGUAAAUGUGUUUGCCAUCAAAAUGAAUAUGAUAUGGUAUUGGUUGUAUUGGCAAUUGGGGAAGUUAAGAAAAAGGUAUUAUGUGGAAUCAGCAUGGAAACACAAAUUGCAAUAGCUACAGAUAUGAGUGAACAGCUUGUAUUCAUUGAGUUCAGUAAAUCAUUUUUUAUUAAUCUAGGUGUUUUGUUGAAACCCAGGAGGAUAUUGACCAUAACAAAUUUAAAACAUGUUGAUUAUGACUUGUUGUAUAAAUUUCAUGUAUUGAUCACUUGCAAUGAAAGUGAGGUUGAGGAUUUCCCUCACAAAUAUUAUCUGGAACAAGCCAGAGCAAGGCUUGAAUCCUGGGUGGAAGUCAACAAGCCAAUUCUUUGCAUUUAUGAAUCUAAUGCAAAAGAAUUGUGCAAAUUAUCUUCACCUUAUUCUUUUACUCAUUAUCAUAUUUAA
Molecule: messenger RNA, 451 nt
Organism: Entrophospora candida
Lineage: Eukaryota; Fungi; Glomeromycota; Glomeromycetes; Entrophosporales; Entrophosporaceae
Source: the annotation of a GenBank genome assembly